Teleopsis dalmanni is the source of this 1539-nucleotide messenger RNA. RefSeq lists its product as uncharacterized. The transcript has a single exon. Bases 1 to 1539 code for a protein of 512 amino acids. The record is from RefSeq and is a predicted model, not a curated record. Lineage: Eukaryota; Metazoa; Arthropoda; Insecta; Diptera; Diopsidae. Gene Ontology annotation, molecular function: nucleic acid binding; zinc ion binding.
AUGAUUCAUUUGGUGAUGACGAAAGUGGAUAGUGAGACGAAACGUAAAUGGAAUGAAUGUCACGACUAUACGAAACUACCAACUUGGCUGGAAUGUUGCAAGAUGCUUGACAGGCGAUGUCAACAAUUAAUGGUACUAGCAAAGGCCAAGCCAAAGGCUACAAUCAACCAAGAAUUGCAGCAUACUAGUGUUCGUAAACCUUUCAAGCACAUCUUAAUGACGAAACAAAAGUCUACAAGUCAGAUUCAUUGUGUAUAUUGUUUAAAACCUGGUCAUUAUAUCACUAAUUGUCCAAAUUUUUUAGCUCUAUCAAUUGAAAAUCGAUGUCAACAGGCGAAGCAAAUUCAACUAUGCUUUAAUUGUCUCCGGAAAGAUCACAUUAGCACACAUUGUCCAUCAACGUAUUCAUGCCGAAUGUGCAAAAAACGACAUCAUUCACUUUUACAUAAUACUGGUGCAUCAUCUAAUAUGGAACCUUUGUGUGAGCAAACAAUAUCACCUCUAAGUCAUGUACACACUAAUGCACUAGUUCCAGACGAAACUUCUGCUCGGGUAAAAUCAGUGGUGCUUUUGGCAACAGCAAUGGUGUUAGUUAAAGAUGCAUCUGGUACUUUUCAACUCUGUAGAGUGUUAUUAGAUUCAUGCUCGCAGGUCAAUUUAAUAUCGGAAUCGAUGUGUAAUGCACUUCAUCUAAAAAAGUCACGAAGUGAAAACAGCCUUGUUGGUGUAGGAGCUGCAUCAAUAAAUAUUAAACACAAAACUAUAAGUACGAUACGUUCAAGGUCAAACAGUUUUGAAGCAGUACUUGAGUUUCUCGUUACCAAAAGAAUUUCUGGAUAUCACCCUAAUGAAACACUGUCGUUAGAAGAGUUGCAAAUUCCUGAAAAUCUUCAAUUAGCUGAUCCGACAUUUUACAAACGCCAAAAAAUUGAUAUGUUACUUGGUGCAGAAGCUUUCUUUUCACUGCUAGCAGUAGGCCAAAUAAAACUUGGUGAGAAUUUACCGACUUUACAAAAAACUUUGUUCGGCUGGAUUAUUUCAGGAAAACAUUGUUCUACUAAAGAUUCCAAAAUUGUUUCAUCCCAUUGUGUUGUCAGCUUGGAUACAAUUAAUGCGAACUUGGAACGGUUGUGGCAGAUAGAGGAACCAGUUCAUCCACCAUCAGUAUGGUCAGUAGAAGAACAGCAAUGCGAAACCAACUUUCAAAAAACUGUAGCUCUCAGUAACGAUGGCCGAAUUAUGACAAGGUUGCCAUUCAAAGGCGACACAAGUACUCUUGGAAAUUCUCAGAAAAUUGCAUUAAGAAGAUUUUUAUCUAUGGAAAGAAGACUUGACUCCAAUAUUGAGUUAAAAUUGGAAUAUGUGAAAUUUAUGCAAGAUUACGAAAAUCUCGGACAUAUGUCGAUGGUUAAGGAUUUGGAUUUAAAUUCUCCCCACUAUUUUAUCCCACAUCAUUAUGUAAUUAAACCAGAUAGCACAACUACUAAAUUACGUGUAGUUUUUGAUGCUUCAGCUCGUACAUCAUCACAAGGUCAUUAA